GCCGCCAAAGGUCAAUUCAAUCAACAUCGUUGUCGCAUAUCACCAUGGCUCUCGUAGGAUACUCAGACAGCGAAGGCUCUGAUUCAGAAACACCAAAUGUCACGCCCGUCCCUGCCGCAUCAAAACCCGCCGCCAAAAAGCCAAACUUCCAAAAACUCGUCGACCCGUCAGCGCCACGCAAGAUCAAAGUCGACCUUCCUACGAUACAACCAGAAGCCGAGGCAGAUGCGCCCCCAGCAAAGAAGGCGCGAACAGCUGGCAAGUUCGGUGGCUUCAACUCGUUCUUGCCCGCACCGAAACGCGCCAACGAUGCGAAGAAAGGCCUCGGAUCUGGUGUCAACCUCAAGACUGGCGCUGAGCCUGCAUUCAGUAGAGAAAGAGUGGAGCCUGAUCCUUCGGCAUUUGCGCCUGCCCCAGCGACAGAGGAUAACAAGGACGAAACAGACACAUCAACAUUACCAGCACCUUUCCAGGAUGAAGCUCCCAAAGAAGUCAAGCCUGUGGGCAACGCUAUGAAAUUCAAGCCUCUCUCAGUCGCGCGGAACAAGAAACCCAUGAAGAAGAAGAUCCUGCCCAAUGCCGCUCCUGCUGCACAAGCGCUCGCCGCGCCGACGAUUGCAGAAGCGCCCAAGGCUCCGGCUCCCAGACCCAAGGUCUCCCUCUUCUCGGUCACUCAAGCAGACACCACACCCUCCUCAGCAGCACCAGCAGCAGACUAUCAACCUCUACUCGCUGAGCCCGAAACUGCCACGACCACAGAACCUUACGACUCAACCACAUACGUUCCCACACCCGCCCCCACCGACCCCAACUCCCUCACCUCCAUCGCCGACGACCUCCAACUCUCCGCCUCCGAGCGCCGCCGCCUCUUCGGUCGCAACGCCGCUUCCGCCUCCGCGAUUAACGUAACACACCUCAACAUGGAUGAAGAAUACAACAAUAAUGAGCAAUUACGCGCAGCAGGACAAGCUGUAGAACAUAGAGCUGUUAAAGCUGUUGCGCCUGGUAAACACUCUUUGCAGCAGUUGGUCAAUUCGGCUAGUACGCAGAAAGAGGCGCUCGAGGAUGCGUGGGCACAGGGAAGGAGGAAUAAAGCUGAGGCUGGAAGUCAUUAUGGUUUCUAGACUGGUUGGCUGUUGAUGUAUAUCUUUACGAAUAACGAACCAUCCCUUAUUUUACAUGUUCUGCUCUCUCGUGCGACCACGAGCAAGUACUAGUACAAGCACAGCA
Molecule: messenger RNA, 1230 nt
Organism: Aureobasidium pullulans EXF-150
Lineage: Eukaryota; Fungi; Ascomycota; Dothideomycetes; Dothideales; Saccotheciaceae
Exons: 1
Coding region: 45-1124 (359 amino acids)
Cellular component (GO): nucleus
Source: RefSeq, a predicted model, not a curated record